Messenger RNA from Phycomyces blakesleeanus NRRL 1555(-), 593 nucleotides. RefSeq lists its product as hypothetical. The coding region runs from base 1 to 432 and encodes 143 amino acids. NCBI's taxonomy places the organism in Eukaryota, Fungi, Mucoromycota, Mucoromycetes, Mucorales, Phycomycetaceae. The transcript is spliced from 5 exons. The record is from RefSeq and is a predicted model, not a curated record.
AUGUUGUUCCCGAUCUGGGUUGGUCUUCCUUUUACUAUAACAAAGUCAAAAGGUCAAACCCACUGGGGAUCAAGGAGUAUACUUCUUUUAAUAUUUAAUGCUAUUGAUAUUUUACUUGUGCGAUUACACUACGGCAGGAUGAAUGGCAGUUGGGCCAAAAGUAGAUAUAAGAAUACACUACGCCAAAAAAAUAGAAGUUUUAGAGGUGGUUUCACAGGUGGUUCUGGAGGGGAAGCCAGGUUGAAGAAGUUUUUAAGAGAAAGAAUUGAAGAUUUGAGAUUAGGAACGAAGAUUCGUGAGAACUUGUAUAGGUUUUGUUUAUUGAGAAAGGAUUUUGUAUCAAAGUUUGACCAGGUUCCUACACUGAACUACUACUGCUAUUUAUAUUAUUUUGGAUCGGGAAAAUUAUAUGACUGGGGUCAGUCCCAAUGAAGUAUUAACAUCAAAAGUAAAUGUGUUUAUGAGUUAUAAUUAUGCUUAUAAUAAUCCACUGAUGUAUCCCAUAUUAUGGUGAUAUCAUCAUAUGAAAUAUAAUCACUAUUAUGCAUGCUAAACCUGUGUGUUAAAUAAUAAAGUAAUCGGUAGACACCUUU